UUCUUCAUGGCCACCUGUGAAGUCAAGUGUGGCGCUGUGGCUCUCGACAUCGCCGACCGACAGAAUGCGCACAGCAUGACGCUCGCAGUAAGGGCUGUCGUCGAGCUUUUCCGGCUCGUCAAGUGCGAGAAGGAGAUCCAUCGGGAAAUCCUCGCCUUCUCCGUCUCGCACGAUCAUCGGUCAGUCCGGAUCUACGGUCACUACGCUGUGAUUGAUGUGGCCAAAACUACCUUCUACCGCCACCUGAUCCAUGAGUUCAGCUUCUCGGCUCUAGAGGGGAAAGAGAAAUGGACGGCGCACAAAUUCACGAAGAAUGUUUAUGAUGCGUGGAUGCUAACUCACUUUAAAAGACUCUGCUUAGCUGUUAAUGAUUUGCCCCCUGAGUUAGACUUUAGUGUCCCACCACUCCUGCAAGGCUCCGGGCUUUCGCAAGGCUUAGCAUCCCAUCAUCUUUUGCAAUCCUUAGCGGAGUCGGCCUCUUAGUUAGAAGAUGAUGGUUAAUUAGGUAGCCUUCCUGCCUACAGUCCUCACAAUAUAUAACAUUAGAGAAGAGCAUUAGGUAAGAGCUA
Molecule: messenger RNA, 569 nt
Organism: Lindgomyces ingoldianus
Lineage: Eukaryota; Fungi; Ascomycota; Dothideomycetes; Pleosporales; Lindgomycetaceae
Exons: 1
Coding region: 7-483 (158 amino acids)
Source: RefSeq, a predicted model, not a curated record